UCAUAUCCAUUAGCCCCAGAAAAUCGUUGCCAAGCAAAUGAAACUGGUGUUUCAACCAUUCUCGAUUUGCUUCUAUUAAUCAAGUUUUUUCCCCCAAAGCAGAGUUCCAUACACAUUAGCCCCAGAAAAUAUUUGUUUCUUUGAUUUACACGAAAUCCAUUCAAGGUUUUUCAUUGUCGAUUUGAACACAUUAUCAACUUUCACGACAGAGGAACUUUCUGGUUUGCUGGAAUUGUGAAAAGGAAAUAAUGGUGGAAGGGGGUAAUAUAUCAAAACCAGACAAGACAGAGUUCAAUGAGUGUUGGAAAACAACAUGGAAGACUCCUUACAUUCUUAGGCUUGCAUUGUCCGCUGGUAUCGGAGGCCUCUUGUUUGGUUAUGACACAGGAGUGAUUUCGGGUGCCUUGCUUUAUAUCCGUGACGAUUUCCGACAAGUCGACCGGAAGACAUGGUUACAGGAACUCAUAGUGAGUAUGGCUGUAGCCGGUGCUAUCGGUGGUGCUGCGAUCGGAGGAUGGAUAAGCGAUAGGUUUGGCAGGAAAAAAUCGAUUUUGCUUGCUGAUGGACUGUUUGCUGCAGCUGCCCUAGUUAUGGCAUUUGCUCCAGCUCCAUGGAUGAUUAUUCUUGGAAGGGUUUUUGUUGGUCUGGGAGUCGGAAUGGCUUCAAUGACCUCACCUCUUUAUAUUUCCGAGGCUUCCCCUGCUCGAAUUCGAGGUGCACUAGUUAGUACAAAUGGUUUGCUCAUUACAGGAGGCCAGUUUCUGUCUUACCUUAUCAAUCUGGCCUUCACUAAGACAAGAUGGACUUGGCGUUGGAUGCUUGGAGUUGCAGCGGUUCCGGCAUUCGUUCAAUUGUUCUUGAUGCUAUCGCUUCCCGAGUCCCCCAGAUGGCUUUACAGACAGAACAAGGUAGGAGAGGCCAGGUCCAUCCUAGAGAAAAUAUUUCCUGCUAAUGAAGCCGAUGACGAGAUGAAUGCCUUGAGACUCUCUGUCGAAGCAGAAAAAGCCGAUGGGCACGCCAUUGGCGACAAUCUAAUACAAAAACUGAAGGGUGCUUUGAGCAACGUUGUAGUCCGAAGGGGACUCUAUGCUGGUAUAACGGUUCAAGUGGCUCAGCAGUUCUCAGGAAUCAACACUGUUAUGUAUUACAGCCCAACAAUUGUUCAGUUUGCAGGAUUUGCUUCAAACCAGACAGCGUUGGCGCUUUCUCUCAUCACAUCUGGUCUUAAUGCCGUUGGCUCGAUCGUCAGCAUGGCUUUAGUCGACAGAUAUGGCAGGAGAAGGUUGAUGCUUGUUUCCAUGGCCGGUAUCAUCCUUUGUCUCCUGUCCUUAUCGAUUAUAUUCCUCGAAUCUGCCAAUCAUGCUCCGAAAAUCAGCCAGUUUGACAGCAAUUUCAUUCCCAAUGGUACAUGUCCUAGCUAUAUAUCAGCACCUAAACCCUCACCAUGGAACUGCAUGUCUUGCUUGAAAGCCAGUUGUGGAUUCUGCUCGAAUGCGGCCAAUAAGUACUCGCCAGGAUCAUACAUGGAACUGACCAGGAAACAAAGAGAUUUAUGCCGCGGACAACAUCGGACAUGGUUCAAAGACGGUUGUCCGAGUGAAUUCGGGUUCCUGGCGGUUGUUUUCCUAGGACUUUACAUCCUUUCGUAUUCACCAGGAAUGGGGACUGUCCCAUGGAUAGUGAACUCGGAGAUUUAUCCACUGAGGUACAGAGGUGUUGGCGGGGGUUUGGCUGCUGUUUUAAACUGGAUUUCCAAUCUGCUUGUUAGUUUGACGUUCUUGAGCCUGACCAAAGCUCUAGGUUCGGCUGGCACUUUCUUCUUGUUUGCUGGGUUUUGCAUCGUUGGGUUUAGUUUCAUUUAUAGGCUUGUGCCUGAAACCAAAGGGCUACACAUUGAGGAGGUUGAGAAGAUGUUGGAGACCGGGUACAAGCCCAAGCUCUUAAGGGCCAAACCCCAGUUUGUUUAAGCCCAUGUAGUUCAUGACCAACAAAAUAAUUCUUGAAUUACCACAAUAUCUCAUGGUUUCAACCCUAGAAUUCAAGAAUGAAACACAAAUCCCUGACU
Hibiscus syriacus is the source of this 2065-nucleotide messenger RNA. Its product is annotated as inositol transporter 4-like. The coding region runs from base 249 to 1967 and encodes 572 amino acids. The transcript has 6 exons. The record is from RefSeq and is a predicted model, not a curated record. Gene Ontology annotation, cellular component: membrane. Gene Ontology annotation, biological process: transmembrane transport. Gene Ontology annotation, molecular function: myo-inositol:proton symporter activity. NCBI's taxonomy places the organism in Eukaryota, Viridiplantae, Streptophyta, Magnoliopsida, Malvales, Malvaceae.